Mirounga angustirostris (Northern elephant seal) is the source of this 2236-nucleotide messenger RNA. RefSeq names its product syndecan 2 (gene SDC2). The record is from RefSeq and is a predicted model, not a curated record. Gene Ontology annotation, biological process: cell migration; dendrite morphogenesis. The transcript has 5 exons. Bases 507 to 1151 code for a protein of 214 amino acids. Gene Ontology annotation, cellular component: cell surface; membrane. Lineage: Eukaryota; Metazoa; Chordata; Mammalia; Carnivora; Phocidae.
GGGAGAGGAGGAGGGGCACAGCCGCUGAGCCACUAGCGCGGCUCGGACGCGCUUCUCUCCAGAUACUCCGGGAGCUCCAGCCGCGCGGAUCGCGCGCUCUCAGCGCUCUGCCCCCGAACUUCAGCUGCAGCUACAUUCCAAGCCAUCUAAUUUAUUCCUCAAAACCAGCAACUGAACCGCGGCACUGGGAAGGAGUCCGCGGAGGAGUAAAACAGCGGCAGAGCAAGAAGAGCUCGAGAGAGCAGCCUCCCCAGAGCAACAACUCGGUUUCGGGAGUGCAGCCACCAACAAGUGAGAAGGCGCCGCAUUCCCGGGGCGCAGCCGCGGGCGGCGGGAGCAGGCGCAGGAGGAGCCAGCGAGCGCCCCCGAGCCGGGAGCCCCAGCCGCGGCCGUUGCGGCUGCUCUGGCCCGGAUCUCUUUGCACCGGCUGCGCCGGGCGCUAGGCAGUAGGCUUCGUUUCGCCCUCGUUGCAAGCGGCGGCUGGGAGCAGCCGGUCCCCGGGGAAUAUGCGGCGCGCUUGGAUCCUGCUCACCUUGGUCUUGGUGGCCUGCGUGUCGGCGGAGUCGAGAGCAGAGCUGACGUCUGAUAAAGACAUGUACCUCGACAAUAGCUCCAUUGAAGAAGCUUCGGGAGUGUAUCCUAUUGAUGAUGAUGACUAUGCUUCUGCCUCAGGCUCGGGAGCUGAUGAGGACAUCGAGAGCCCAGAGCUGACAACAGCCCGACCACUUCCAAAGAUAGGGUUCACUGGUGUUGUUCCAAAAGUGGAAACCACGACACUGAAGACACAGAACAAGACACCUGCUCAGACGAAGCACAUUAAAAAAGAUCUUUAUAAUCUUUUCCCUUAUCAGUCACCUGAAGAAAUUGAUAAGGAAAAAGUUCAUCUCUCUGACUCAGAAAGGAAAAUGGACCCAGCUGAAGACGAUACAAAUGUGUAUACUGAGAAGCACUCAGACAAUCUGUUUAAACGAACAGAAGUCCUGGCAGCUGUCAUUGCUGGCGGAGUUAUUGGCUUUCUCUUUGCAAUUUUCCUUAUCCUGCUGUUGGUGUAUCGCAUGAGAAAGAAGGAUGAAGGAAGUUACGACCUUGGAGAACGCAAACCAUCCAGUGCUGCUUAUCAGAAGGCACCUACUAAGGAGUUUUAUGCAUGAAACUCCCACUUAGUGUCUCUAUUUAUGAGAUCACUGAACUUUUAAAAAUAAAGCUUUUGCAUAGAAUAAUGAAGAUCUUUGUUUUUUGUUUUUUUUUCAUUGAAGAGCCAUUCUGGCCCUUCAGUGAUAAAAUCCCAUUGUAUUUAAAACUUUUCAUGUAUUUCUUUAGAACGACAUAAAAUUAAAAUAACAUCUGCAGUGUUCUGUGAAUAGCAGUGGCAAAAUAUUAUGUUAUGAAAACCCUCUGUGUUCAUGGAAUCGGCUUAAACUUUAUGCGCAAAUACAAAAUGAUUGUUUUUAUCCUAUGGUUCAGAGAUGAAAGCUGUUUAAUUUGUGUCCGCAUGUCUCCGAUUGACCUUACCAAGUUGGUCUUACUUUGUUAAUUUAUCUGUUGUUCCCUCUCCUCUGCUCGUCCCUCUUGUCCCCUUGAAAACAAAACUCUAUGCCUUUUUGUAGCUGUUAUGGUGCAAUUUGUCUUUGGAUAAUUCAGAUAAUGGUAAUUUAGUGUAUAUGUGAUUUUCAAAUAUGUAAACUUUAACCUCCACUUUGUAUAAAUUUUUAAGUGUCAGACUAUCCAUUUUACACUUGCUUUGUUUUUCAUCACCUGUAGCUUCAGGCAGAUUUGCAACAGCAAAUUAAUGUGUAAAAUUGGAUUAUUACCACAAAACUGUUCAGUCAUAGCUAUCUAAUCAGAUCUUCUUUUGGGAGGAUUUGAUGUGAGUUACUGACAAGCCUCAGCAAACCCAAAGAUGCUAACAGUAUUUUGAGAAGUUGCUGCAGAUUCCUUUGGCCACUGUAUUUGUUAAUUUCUUGCAAUUUGAAGGUACGAGUAGGGGUUUAAGGAAAAAUCAGUUUUUGUUCUUAAAAAUGCAUUUAAGUUGUAAACGUCUUUUUAAGCCUUUGAAGUGCCUAUGAUUCUAUGUAACUCGUUGCAGACUGAUGUUAAUAACAGUUUAAAAAAAAAGUUGGUAUUUUAUAAGCACAGACAAUUCUAAUGGUAACUUUUGUAGUCUUACAAAUAGACAUCAACUGUAAUUUGGGAACAUAAAAACUACUGAAUAAAUCAUGUGGCCUAAUAUUGAAAA